Molecule: messenger RNA, 1744 nt
Organism: Vespa mandarinia (Asian giant hornet)
Lineage: Eukaryota; Metazoa; Arthropoda; Insecta; Hymenoptera; Vespidae
Product: myrosinase 1-like
Biological process (GO): carbohydrate metabolic process
Molecular function (GO): beta-glucosidase activity
Source: RefSeq, a predicted model, not a curated record
AACAGUUCCACGAAAGAUAUGAGACGCAUCAUGUCAAGGAAAAUUAUUAUUCUCUUUAUUUUCGUCGCAUCCACGCAGGGGAACAACUUGUCGGAGGAGAAUGAGGAAUACCUGAGGUUCCCACCGAACUUUCUCCUGGGCGCUGCGACUGCAGCAUACCAAAUCGAAGGAGCUUGGAACGUUAGCGACAAAGGAGAAAGUAUUUGGGAUCGAUUCUCUCACGAAAGAAAUGGACUUAUCGUCAAUAACGAUACCGGUGAUAUCGCCAGUGAUUCAUAUCAUAAAUUUAGAGAAGAUGUAUCGCUGUUGAAAUAUGUCGGGAUGAAGGCCUAUCGUUUUUCCAUAAGCUGGCCACGUAUAUUGCCAACUGGUUUUUCUAACAACAUUAGUAAAGAUGGUGUUACUUAUUACCAUAACCUUAUCGAUGAAUUAUUGAUUAAUAACAUUGAACCUAUCGUAACACUCUAUCACUGGGAUCUUCCUCAAGUAAUCGAAGAUGCUGGAGGAUGGUUGAAUCCACACGUGGUCGAUUGGUUUGUAGACUAUGCUAGAGUCGCUUUCAAGGAAUUCGCUCCAAAAGUAAAGAAAUUCAUAACGUUGAACGAACCAUCGGAUAAUUGUAUUAACGUUUAUACUAUGGGAAUUCAUGCACCCUCUAAAUCGUCUUUACGCGGCAUUGGAGAAUAUAUUUGUGGAGAGAAUAUGUUAAAGGCUCAUGCUCGUGUUUAUCGAAUGUAUCAGAAAGAAUUCAAAGAUAUUUAUAAUGGCUUAGUUGGUAUCAAUGCUCAAGUAAAGAAUUUUUAUCCAAAGCAUGAAAAUGAUUCAGAAUCUGUAGAAAUAGCAUUUCAAUUCUCAAUAGGUUGGAUGCUUCAUCCUAUAUAUUCUGAAACAGGUGAUUAUCCUAAUAUAAUGAAAAAUUUGAUAGAUAUGAAAAGUCAAAAACAAGGUUAUUCACGAUCUCGAUUACUCAAGCUUGGAGAUAAUUGGGUGGAUUAUAUUCGCGGUGCUUCCGAUUUUUUGUCAAUAAACCAUUACACUUCUGCAAGAGUCGAACGGGGAGACGUUGAAUUAGAACCUUCAUUCUAUAAUGAUCAAGGACUAAUAGAAGAUCAAGAUCCUACUUGGGAAAAUAAUACUAUUCCGUGGCUGAAGACUGUACCAGAAGGAUUUGGUUUCAUUCUUAGAAAAUUAGCAAUUGAAUAUAAUAAUCCGCUCAUGUAUAUUACGGAAAAUGGUGUUUCCAGCGAAAAUACCAUCGACGAUGAUGAUAGAGUGAGAUAUUAUCAAAAAUACUUAAAAGAGAUGCUUAUUUCCAUAAAUCGUUAUAAAGUUAAUAUUAAAGGUUAUCUCUUAUGGUCUUUCAUAGACAGUUUCGAAUGGACAAGUGGAUAUAGCCAAAAUUUUGGAAUUGUUCAUGUCAAUUUCACUGAUCCGGAAAGGAAGAGAACGUUGAAAAAAUCUGCUUAUUGGUGGCGAGAAGUAAUAAAAUAUGGAACCUUGAACAUACCCUCCUUUAGAAAUGAUACCACAUCUGGAACGUAAAUUUUCAUAAAGGAAAAUAUAGUUUUUAAUUAUUUAUGAUUCUUUAGUUAUAAUUUUUUCAAAGCAAUUAAAACAAUAUCUGUAAAAGUAGCAGUUGCUAUUCAUGAUCAUUCAAUUCUAUAAAUAUUUUGGUAAAAUUUGUUUUAUAAUGAAACAUGAAAUGAGACAACUAUCUAUUCGACAUACAUUCAUAUAUUUAAUA